Molecule: messenger RNA, 4660 nt
Organism: Trichobilharzia regenti
Lineage: Eukaryota; Metazoa; Platyhelminthes; Trematoda; Strigeidida; Schistosomatidae
Source: the annotation of a GenBank genome assembly
UAUUUACCUUACUUACUAUCACCACAUACAUUAUUAUUAGUUAGACAAAGUUGGAUUCACCACAUUUGCUCUUUAUUUUUGUCAAAACGAUAGAAUGGAUAUUAGUCAUAUUUUAAUAUUAUGAAGAAAAACACAUGGAUAUAUGUUUAUACGAUAAAUUUCCUAAUUUCUUUAAAUGACCCAUAUGUGAAAAAGGAUUAAAUGAAUUUAAAUUGAAUUAUUAAAGCAUGGAUGUAGAUCUUUCGGAACUUGAUGAUUGGUUAGGUACCUUGGAAGAAUUACAGCUGGGACUGGAGAAAACCGCAAUUUCUAACACUAAUAAUAACAAUAAUAGUAAUAUUAAUAAUGAGAACUAUGAUUCUACUAAAACCUCCAACUUGCCACCUCCGCGUGUAAAUAAUGCUAGUCCCAUAUGUUUGAAUAAACCACCAAGUCCACGUCUUCCAACCAACUUGUCCUCAUCUCCUCAUUCACACACAUUACACACACAGUCAUCAACUUAUUAUUGGACAGGAAAUCCUACUGGUCCAACAUUCUCUUCUUCCAAUCAAAUUUCAAAUAUCUCUCAAGGAUCAGCUUAUCCGCAUUCGCCAUCAUCAUCAACGUCACCACUAACGACGACGUCAACAACAACAACCUCAACGCUGAUAAAUAAUGGUAGCAACAGUAUCAAUCCUACAAAUCCGUCAUAUGCUGCAAAACCUCCUGGAUAUAAUUCCGUGUCAUCAACACGUUUAUUGAAUAGAACAACAGAUAUUCCUGUGACUGAAAAUGGGAGCAGAGGAAAUGUUUGUGUUAAAAAGACUAUCUCACAGAAACCGUCAAAUCAUGUGUCUUUCAACUUACAUAAUCCACAAGAAGCUACUGCUGAACAUGAUUUGAGUAGUCUGCUUAGAGAACUUGAAGUCGUCGAAGAGAAAAUGAAAGAACUUGAACAAGAAAAUAAUCAAUUCACUCGACGUUACAGUCUUGCAUCCUCUUCCAAUGGAAAGCGUCAAAAUCAAACUUCAUCUGACCAAUCGCAUACUGAGAAUGCACAGAGUUCUUCAGCUGUCAAUAAUAAUAAUAAUGAUAUUAACGAUCAACCAGUUGUCUCCUUACCAGUCCCCGUUAGAAAAGGUAGCUUAGUAAACAAAAGCAAUGGAUUUAUUUGUGCAGAAUGGGCGGCUAAAUUAAAUCAUGAUGAUUAUGAUAAUCAUUAUAAUAAUACUAAUAAUAAUGAUAGUAGUAGUAGUAGUAUAAGCAGAAGUCGGAGUAGAUUUGCUAAACAAGAGAACACUUCACCGUCACCCUCACCACCUCCCCCACCGCCAGCAUUUCUUGGUGCUGGUGAUGCAUGUGCAAGUCCAACUAACACAUUACCAUCGCCUUCACAUUCAUCACAUCCACAGAUACUACAACAAUCACAAGAACAAGAACAAAAAUCCCAUCAAGGUCAUCAUCAUCAUCAUCAUCACCAACUCAAUGAAACUUCAUGGUCUAUAUCAAAUUCGAAUAAUUAUUCUACAGGUGGAAUGAAGUCACAGGCGUCAAAUUCGCAUGAUGUUGUCAAUUCAGAUUACAAGUUACGACAACCACAACAACAACAACAACACCACCAAGUAAACCAAGUACACGGGACAUCUCCAACUCCUGGUUACAAUUCACAAUCAUAUCAAAUUGUGGAUAAUCAAAAACAACUUAUUAAUGAAUUGAGAGGAUUCUAUAGGAAUUCAAGUACAAGAGCACCGUCAGAGUUAACUGUCCAAUCUGGUAUGGAGAAGUACAAGAAUUUUCCCAACUCCUCCUCAAGCCCAUCACCGCCAUUUAAUAAUUACCAACAAAAUUCGACGACAAACAACAGGUUAAUACCACUGACAACGGAUCAAUUUGAAAUGGAAAAAUCCAUUAAAAUCAAUAAUAAUAAUAAUACUGAUAAUAAUGUUAAUAAUAAUCAUACCUAUGCUAGUUCAAAAAGUUCUGAUGGUUAUCGUUCGUGUGGAUCAUUAACAACUUAUCAAGGAUCAACUAGUCACUAUGAUCAAGGAAGAAUGAUAAUGAUUGGUGGUAGUCAACAAGAUUAUUGUGAUGAUAACAAUGAUAAUAAUAAUAAUAAUAACAAUAUUGAUGCAAUUGUCCGAGGUGGUGGUGGUGUUGGCGGUUGUGGUAGUGGUGGUAAUCCGGGGAGUUGGACACCACCAGAUCAUGCUUAUCUUCGACGCGAAUGUCAUAAAACAAAUUCAUCAUUAGUAGUUACAACAAGAGGUGGAAGUGGUAGUGAUGGUCUGUCGAAUUCAAUGAGUCCUGAAAGCUCCUUAUCGGAUAAAUCAGGAUCAGAAGCUAAUGAACUCAGUCGUCUUCAAAUGUCAGACAGUUCAGAGAAUAAUCAAAGAAAUAAACUGGUUGUGCGCGUUUUUCGUCCGGAUAAAACAACUAAAGCCAUUCUAAUUGAUCAUCAUAUGACUGCUGGUGAAGUCGCCAGUAUGAUGAUUGAGAAAAACUUUUUACAACCUUCAAUACACUUAGCCCUGGUAGAAAAAGUUCCAGCUUUAAAAAUUGAACGAGUUUUUGAAGAACAUGAUCUCUUAUCCGAUUGUAUUUUGGCUUGGCCGACAAAAAGUCAAAAUAUGAUCUUUUUUGAAGAACGACCUGAUCACUUUGGUCUUGUUGAAUCACCUGAUUAUUGGAUUGGUGAAGAUAACAAUAAACAAGGCUUCCGUACUGCUGAAGCUAUUCAGACAAUGUUAAAUGAUAUUGAUAGCCAUGGUUUUCCUGAAUGGCGUGAUUACUUGUUUAUACGUAAACCUGGUGAUAAAUCAUGGUCUCGACGACUUUGUAUUCUAAGAAGUUCUGGACUGUAUACAUCAAAUAAGAAUAAGAAAAAUCUUUCGUCGACAGAUCUCAUUCGUAUUUUGGUUUUGGAUGGACCAUUGAAAUUGUAUACAACUACAGGUGGUUGGACACGUAUGCGUGCACCUACACCGCAUGGGUUUGCCUUUAAGCCUUAUUCCGCACAAGAUCCUGCUUCAACGCAUGUAUUUUGCUUCUGUGCUACAGAUGAGAAAGCUCUACGUCAUUGGAUAUGUCGGUUACGUAUAGCUAAGUAUGGACGACAACUGCUGACUGAUUAUCACAUGGCCAUCAGUCGAGUUCAUCAACUUAUAAGUCUUCAAACUCAAUUAUCCCAUCAUCAUCAUCAUCCUGAUCGUUCAAAUCAUCCCAUGUUAAAUAUGAAUCUACAAUCCAAAUCAUCUUGUGAUUAUCUUUCACAAUCUUCAUCAUCUAUCCAUACUGCUCAACAACAGCAUCCGCCUCCUCAUCCGUCUCGUCCUCCUGCUGCUGCUGCUUCAGUAGCUGUUUUGCCUACAGGAAGUUCUACAAGUCUUCUAGUCUCUAGUUCAUCACCAUCUGUCUUUCCAUCACAAGAUGAUCAUCCUUAUUCAGAUCAAUAUCGAUACCAGAGGAAACCAGAUCAAUAUUAUCAAUAUUCUGCAUCUAGUAGACAAUCAUUAAGUCCAAAUAUUCAAUCCUCACAUCCUAUACGUCCUGUAUCCCCACUAAUGGGUAUUCGUGCAAGAAUGUCGAAUAAUCCUGUGGAUCAUCAGUCUUAUAAUAUAAUAAAUCAUAAUCCUGCCUCAGAACAAUUAGGCAGACAGAACAGAUUCCCUGUAAACAGUACACAUCAUCCUAUGGAAAGAUAUAAAUAGGCGAAUCUCUUCUGUCUCUCUCUGCUCGCCUCUCUUCAAAUGUCGACUGUCUCCUGUAUACUUUACUGGAAUAAGAGGCUUUAAUAACAGAGCGCACACACACCCCUCAUAGAGAUGUGCAUCUGAAUCAAUGUAUAAAAGCAAAGAAAGGUGUUUGUGUGUAUACUUAGAGAGAAGAUAUCAUCUCCACUGUUUUUAUCCAUUCUACUUCCUCAGAUCUUCUCUCUCUCUCUCACUUACUCUCUCCCUACGUUCACCAAGAAAGAGUUACUCCUCAGAUGUUCGAUGAUUAGAUCCCAGAGAGACGUACACAACCGUAAUCACAUUGCAGGUUCAAAGCAUUUUCUUUUUCUAAAAGUAAGGAAUUAUGAUUUCCUGAUUAUGGUUUAAGUUUUAUUCCCCCUCCUCUUCCCCAACUCAACUGAUCAAGGUCGUCUUUCCUAUAAAUAUAUAUGCAUAUACAUAUACAUAUAAAUAUACAGACAUUAAAACAAUCAUUAUAUAUAAAAUAUUAGCGCCAGUCAGACUCUGUUUGUUUGCUUUUUUUUAUCACAUUACAGAUUUUUAUCACUUUAAAUCCAUCGUCACCAUCAUCAACAACAUGAUUUUUUCUAGAUUUGUAAUUAACUACUGAAAUCCUCAAUUUAAGUAGUACAUUUUAUUAUAUCGUAAAAAUUACUGGUGAUUUCAGCAGAAAAACACACGUUGUUUUUUUUAUUUGAAGGAUAAAGAUGAGGCGAAAAAAAUAGUACACUUGUAAGAUUCUAAAACCAUAAUUGAUACUUGAAGGGAUGAUAAUUUACUGCUGUUUCAAUAAUACUGAUGAGGAUAAUAAUAAUAUUCUUGGUUCAGGUUCAUAAAAUUUUAGAGAUCUAUCUAUUCAACAAAUAAAUUCUGGUGAAGAAAAAAUAAUAAUAAAUAUUAUAAAUUUAUUCAAAAUCUCUUUUUUAUGUGAGUUUGUGUGUGUAUGUGGG